Messenger RNA from Lucilia cuprina (Australian sheep blowfly), 2741 nucleotides. It is a transcript of the gene Hsc70-5, whose product is annotated as heat shock 70 kDa protein cognate 5. Gene Ontology annotation, cellular component: mitochondrion; cytoplasm. Lineage: Eukaryota; Metazoa; Arthropoda; Insecta; Diptera; Calliphoridae. Gene Ontology annotation, molecular function: heat shock protein binding; misfolded protein binding; ATP hydrolysis activity. Bases 147 to 2189 code for a protein of 680 amino acids. Gene Ontology annotation, biological process: protein refolding; cellular response to unfolded protein. The transcript has 6 exons. The record is from RefSeq and is a predicted model, not a curated record.
UACAGUUCUUAUUCCCUUUUGAAAAACGUGCACGACAUUUGUGAAAUUCGAAGAGAAAUUUUCCAGACCAAAAAUUUUUGAUAAAUUUGACAAAAAUACUAAAUACUUUAAAUAUAAAUUAAAUAAAAACGUAAUAUAUUAUAAAAAUGUUGCGCGUUACAAAGUUUUUGCCCCGUUUGGCUGGUCAACGUCAAGCAGCCAGUUUGGUGACCGGAAAAUAUUCUAGCAUAUUCGAAAAUCAAACUAACAUCUUGAGCAAUGGACUUGCCUCCCAAUUGCGUCACAAAUCCGGUGAAGUCAAAGGUGCCGUCAUCGGUAUCGAUUUGGGUACUACCAACUCUUGCGUAGCCGUUAUGGAAGGUAAACAAGCAAAGGUUAUUGAAAAUGCUGAAGGUGCUCGUACUACUCCAUCUCAUGUUGCCUUCACCAAGGACGGUGAACGUUUAGUUGGUAUGCCAGCUAAACGUCAAGCUGUUACCAAUGCUGCUAACACUUUCUAUGCUACAAAACGUUUAAUUGGUCGCCGUUUCGAUGAUCCCGAAAUCAAAAAGGACAUGAAGAAUUUGUCUUACAAAGUUGUUAAGGCCUCAAAUGGUGAUGCCUGGGUUUCCUCUACCGAUGGCAAAGUAUACUCUCCCUCACAAAUUGGUGCUUUCAUUUUAAUGAAAAUGAAGGAAACUGCUGAAGCCUACUUGAACACACCUGUUAAGAAUGCUGUUGUUACUGUACCCGCCUACUUUAACGAUUCACAACGUCAAGCCACCAAGGAUGCUGGUCAAAUUGCUGGUCUUAAUGUUUUGCGUGUAAUCAACGAGCCUACCGCUGCUGCUUUGGCUUACGGCAUGGAUAAAACCGACGAUAAAAUUAUUGCCGUUUACGAUUUGGGUGGUGGUACCUUCGAUAUUUCCAUUUUGGAAAUUCAAAAGGGCGUCUUUGAAGUUAAGUCCACCAACGGUGACACCAUGUUGGGUGGUGAAGAUUUUGACAACCAUAUUGUCAACUACUUGGUCUCUGAAUUCAAAAAGUCCAGCGGCAUUGACAUCACCAAGGAUUCAAUUGCCAUGCAACGUCUUAAGGAAGCUGCCGAAAAAGCCAAAUGCGAAUUGUCUUCCUCUCAACAAACAGACAUUAAUUUGCCUUACUUGACCAUGGAUUCCGCUGGUCCCCAACACAUGAACUUGAAAAUGACACGCUCUAAGUUGGAAAGCUUGGUUGGCGAUCUCAUCAAGCGUACCAUUCAACCCUGUCAAAAGGCUUUGGCCGAUGCUGAGGUUAGCAAGUCCGACAUUGGAGAAGUACUUUUGGUUGGUGGUAUGACCCGUAUGCCUAAGGUACAAGCCACCGUACAAGAAUUGUUCGGUCGUCAACCUUCUCGCUCCGUCAAUCCCGAUGAAGCCGUAGCUGUAGGUGCCGCUGUACAAGGUGGUGUCUUGGCUGGUGAUGUCACCGACGUUUUGCUUUUGGAUGUCACACCUUUGUCUUUGGGUAUUGAAACUUUGGGUGGUGUAUUCACACGUCUCAUCACUCGUAACACCACCAUUCCCACCAAGAAGUCGCAAGUGUUCUCCACCGCUGCUGAUGGCCAAACCCAAGUCGAAAUCAAGGUUCACCAAGGCGAACGUGAAAUGGCUGCUGACAACAAAAUGUUGGGUUCCUUCACCUUGGUCGGUAUUCCCCCAGCACCCCGUGGUGUUCCACAAAUUGAAGUAGUCUUCGAUAUUGAUGCCAACGGUAUUGUCCAUGUAUCCGCCAAGGACAAGGGCACAGGCAAAGAACAACAAAUUGUUAUCCAAUCUAGUGGUGGUCUUAGCAAAGAUGAAAUCGAAAACAUGGUUAAGAAAGCCGAAGAAUAUGCCGCCGCCGACAAGAAGAGACGUGAACUCGUUGAAUUGGUCAACCAAGGUGAAUCAAUUGUCCACGAUACCGAAACUAAAAUGGAAGAAUUCAAGGCUCAAUUACCUGCUGAAGAGUGCGAGAAAUUGAAGAAGGAAAUUGCUGAUUUGCGUACAAUGUUGGCCAACAAGGACGAAGCUGAUCCCGAAGAAGUCCGCAAGGCCACCAGCACUUUGCAACAAUCUUCUUUGAAACUUUUCGAAAUGGCCUACAAGAAGAUGGCUUCUGAACGCGAAGGUAGCAGCAGUUCAGAACAAAGCUCCGAAGAGAAAAAGGAGAAAGAGGACAAGAACUAAAUAAUUUUAAUCCUCCUCUUUUUAAUUAAUAUUAAUUUUAUCUAUAUAUAGUUAUAUAAUUGUUUUUUGACUAUAAGUUAUUUCCUCACUACUCUAGGACAGGAUAUUUUCUUUUCGUGUAGUCAUCCUCUGGCUGGUAGUAUAAGGUUUUUAUUGUUUAUUAUGCUACCUUAAUCUGGGCUCCCAAUUUUUCUGGCAGCCUGGACCUGUAGGUCAUUUAUUAAUAAGGCGUAAUACGUUUCAAACGUAAUAAAAAUCCUUAAUAGAUGUUUAUCUUAGUUUCUAGUGUUUUUAGUAGCAGAAAGCGUAUUACGUUUUAAGUUCCCCCUUUUGUAUAAAUGAAAACUAAUUUAGAGUAGUAGGCCAAGAAAAAAAAAGAAAGAAUGAAAUAAGAAAUAUUUGUUCCCUACUCUGCCUCAUAACACAUUUUUAACUGUUUUUAGUUUGUAACGAUGAAAUGCAAAAAAGCACUUACAGGUUAUUAUUCAGUCGUUGUGUCAGAUAAAGAGACUUGAAAAAUAUUUAUAAAAUAAAACGAAGAAAAAAGAACAA